ACAGGAGAAAUACAGUGCAGUUUCCAGAAGCAAUGACAAGGCACCUGCAAGGGCAGUAGGUUCUAGAAAUCUGCCCCCCUUAUCGCUGCAGCUGUUAGAACUAGCCACACGUGACAUUGCGCUUCACAAAAACCGCUGGGGGCCUUAGCGCCUACAGGGAUUGUCGGUGUUAGCGCUUGGGGUUUGAGGACUCUCCCCAGCUGAUCCUGCUAUCCCCACAACUGUUAAAGGACGCUCUUCAGUGCAGUUAAUCUCCGCCGAGCGCUGGAGCGGUGCUACAGUUUGCAUGGUAUUUGGUGCUCCCCCGGAGUGGCUUGUAUUGAUUGGCUGAGCAGGCUGAGGCGCUUACCCGUGACUAUCGCAGCCUGUGACUACCUCGCUAGUGAAGGGUCUCCGUCUCACUGUCCGGUAGUACCAGCAAUGGCAGCCAAUAAGGUCGGCAAAAGAUUCCCAAAUAAGCCUCAUUCCCCAUCCAAGACUAGAGACUCCAAUCAAGGCAUCCAGAGGCGACAGGCGCGGGUUACUGUCAAGUAUGAUCGCAAAGAGUUGCAGAAGCGGCUGGAUGUGGAGAAGUGGAUAGACGAGCAGAUGGAGGAGCUGUACCUAGGGAGGGAAGUAGAUAUGCCAGAUGAGGUCAACAUUGAUGAUCUGUUGGACUUGGAGACGGAUGAAGACAGAAGACAGAGCUUGCAGGUCAUCUUGAAGUCUUGCACUAACAACACAGAGGCGUUCAUUCGGGAGCUUCUCUUAAGGCUGAAGGGACUGCAGAAGCAAACUCUAAUUAAAAAGAAUGGACUGGAGGUUUCCAGUGAGGAGCACAUUGUGGAACAUGCGUAACCCACCAUAUCCCUCAAAGCUCUGUAAGCGGUUUAUUACCAGAGAACAAGGACCGUCUACAACGCUAAGGAAAGGAAUGAAUGAAGAGUUGCAGAGACUUCAGACACUAAAGAUGGACAAUUUUUGAUGUCUUUCUUUCUGAUGACAUUUCUAACAUGAGAAUUUACAAGACAAUUUUGUGUUUCAAUAGAAGUUUUUUGUGUGCCCAAUUAUUAUAACUCUUUUCACAGAUUGUGUUGCCCACAUUCAUCUUUAUUUGAAUGCCUAACACUCAUGAAUAGAGUUCCUAAACAUACUAUUAAUUACAAUUCACCCCUGUUUUGCCUGUUGUAAAGUUAUGUUCAGUACUAUAUUUUUAAAUCAGAACUUGGAUUUUACUUUGGAGGAAGAUCAGCUGGUGUGGUGAGACCCAACCCUGUCUGGGCAUUGUGGAUGGCCCCUGUAUUGCCUAUGUGAGGGGAGUCAUGUCCUGUAUUGCAAAGUAUAGGGAAUCCUGUAAUGUACAUAGACAACACCAGACCCUGCCUUUUUAAAGUCUAUGUGGAGCCUGUACCUUGUAUGAUGUACAGUUUGGGGGGAAAUUAGGCCCUUCGUUUGGCUGUUUCUGGAGAAGCCAUGAUGAACCAAACCAGGAGAAAUACAAGUAGGUGCCCUUAUGCAAGAAAAAGCUGGUUUAUUUACUCAUUUCUUACAUUGUGUUUAGUUUGACACUUAAAGCCAGGUAGCUGGUCACAAAUCACGUGAAAUGCUAUAGAGUUGUCUCCCAUCUGCUCAGCACUCAGCACACUUUUUUUUUUCAUUUCUUUGAAUUAGUAUUAGCUAUACACAGAAUCCAUAAAUUGGGCAUUCAUCAGAAUACCAGUUCCUUAUCCAAAUAUUUGACCAAAUACCUACACACAUUUUCAUGUUUGAGGAAAAAAAACAGAAAAUGCAUUAAUUGAAAAAGUGUCAGUUCCUUAGUGUUUUAAAGUCAAAUGAUUUUCUGGUUUGCAUUGAGUCCGCUAAACUCUAAUGAUUUGUUCGAAUCCUGGUUAAAAAAAAAAGUGCUGCAAUUUGUCUAAAUUCUGAACUUGAACUGAAUAGUGGAUUCAGUGUGUUCCUAAUUAGAAAAUAUACUAAUCUUUGACUAUUAACUAAAGUGGCAUAAAGGCACAGACACACAUACACAUAUAUAUUUACAGAAAUUGGGUCAGUUUGUAAUACACAAAUCAAGCAGCUGGCUUACUCACACUGUAAUAGCUUUAAAUACCGUUAUUCAUAUCCAUACACUGUUAUAUAUUAAAUAUGCAUAUUGUAUAUAUUUAUAUGGACAGGCCAUGUAGCUUCUGUAAUGCUCUAUACACUACAGGUUGCGUUGGAUACAACGGCCAUGCCACUUAAGGAAGGUCACUUAAUAGUUUAACAAGUUAGUCUUAUGUUUUGGUUUUAAUAAAUUGUUUCUCUU
Messenger RNA from Xenopus tropicalis (tropical clawed frog), 2281 nucleotides. It is a transcript of the gene ppp1r14a, whose product is annotated as protein phosphatase 1 regulatory inhibitor subunit 14A. Gene Ontology annotation, cellular component: cytoplasm. The record is from RefSeq and is marked provisional. NCBI's taxonomy places the organism in Eukaryota, Metazoa, Chordata, Amphibia, Anura, Pipidae.